Messenger RNA from Equus caballus (horse), 862 nucleotides. The record is from RefSeq and is a predicted model, not a curated record. Lineage: Eukaryota; Metazoa; Chordata; Mammalia; Perissodactyla; Equidae.
CGCAGCCUCCAGAAAGGGGAAGAUUUGCAUAGAGACCUCCCACCCAGAGAAUAAGGGUGACUUAAGAAAGGUUGGUGGGCUCAGGCCUGGCUGUGGGGCUCAGGAAGCAGAGUCUAAGAACAUCUCCACCAUGGCCUGGGCUCCGUUCUUCCUCAUCAUCCUAGCUCACUGCACAGAGUCUUGGUCUGAGGUUGUGCUGACUCAGCCUCGCUCUGUAUCAGAGUCACUGGGACAGAAGGCCACCAUGUCCUGUACCCGCAGCAGCGGCAACAUUGGAAGCAGCUAUGUGUACUGGUACCAGCAGCGCCCGGGCAGUGCCCCCACCACCAUGAUCUAUGAUGAUGACGAAAGACUCUCUGGGGUACCCGAUGGGUUCUCAGGGUCCAUUGACAGCUCAUCCAACGCUGCCUAUCCGACCCUCUCUGGGCUGCAGCCUGAGGACGAGGCCGACAACUACUGUCAGUCUUAUGACAGCAGCUAUAAGCACACAGUGCUCCAGACCUGUGGGGAAGUGCGAUCAAAACUCCCCAGAGCCUCCCCAUGCUGCGUCUGCCCUCAACCUGCCCCCAUCAGAGAGGGUUGCUCUUUCCUGUUUCCUCCCAGAGUGUUCUUCUUGAGACUGUAUGUUUAUGAGGCCCUCUGUUUUCUUUCCAAACUGCCGCCCCAUGUCCAGAUGGAUGAUUUCCUAGUCCCUUUCCAUCGCUUCAUGGAGGUGACAGUUGCAAACAGGGUUUCUGAACCUCAGCGCUACUGCCCAUGCGGCUGGAUCACUCCCUGUGCCGGCAGCUGUUCUGCACAUUGUAGGAGGUUUAGAAACGUCUUUGGGCUCAGCACAUCAGAUCUUCUCCCUGUCAAGUCAUGA